Molecule: messenger RNA, 1826 nt
Organism: Gossypium arboreum
Lineage: Eukaryota; Viridiplantae; Streptophyta; Magnoliopsida; Malvales; Malvaceae
Exons: 1
Coding region: 186-1223 (345 amino acids)
Source: RefSeq, a predicted model, not a curated record
GUUGAAAACUCGGCCCCCCAUUUCCCCUCCUUUCUGUACAUCAAACAAAAACUAAAGCUCAAAUCUUUGGUUCAAUCAUUGAUUUUAUUUUCAAUUUUCUUGUUUUGGGUAUCCAAAUUGGAUCAAAUUUAAGUUCAGGGAUUCUUUUUCUGGAUUGGGAAAUUUGAAAAAAAAAAAAAAGGAAAAUGAAGAGUGUGAAAGGAAAAUUCUUGAAGAAGCUGAAAUCAAUCAAACCAGUUGGUUACCUAAAGCCAGAUCGUGUUCUUCAAGUGUUUGCCAUUGAUGGGUUUAUUGAUUCUUAUACGAAAACACCGAGUCCCAAUGAACAAGCCAAGUUGUUCACCAAAGAAUUUGAGGAGCAAGAAAUUAUUAAAGAAAACCAGCCUGAAAUCAUCGAUGUAGAAGAGCUAAUGAAAGAUCUUGAAUCUGACGAAGACGAAGAUGAAGAUGGGGAAGAAGAAGAUGACGACAAAGAGAAUAUUAGGCCAAAUAUUGAGAAAGAGAAUGUGGAUUGUAGUCGGCAGAAUUGCUCCACCACCGCCGUUCCGUUAUCGGAGAUCGAUGUGUCGUCAUUCCGGAGACCGGAUUUGAAUUCUUGUACGCUCUUCGAUCCUAACUUAUUAGCUGCAUUUGAACGAGCUGUGAAAGAACAUAUGAAGAUGAAUGAAGAGAUCCAUCAUGUUGAGAAAAAACCAAGAAUCGAGGAAAAAGAAGAAGAAGAAGAAGAAGAAGAAGAAAGAGACCCUUUAUUAGCGUUCGAAGAGAAGUGUCCAGCCGGCGGCGAUGGGUCGGUCAUACUUUACACGACGACACUCAAAGGUAUACGAAAGACCUUCGAGGAUUGCAAUAGUGUUCGGUUCUUACUCGAAAGUUUCAGAGUGAUAUUCUACGAAAGAGAUAUAUCAAUGCAUAGUGAAUAUAAAGAAGAACUAUGGAGGAUUUUGGGUGGGAAAGUGAUGCCACCGAGGCUUUUCAUAAAGGGUAGAUACAUUGGUGGAGCUGAUGAGGUACUUACAUUACAUGAACAAGGGAAGCUUAAGGUGCUUUUCAAUGGUAUCCCUUUGGAUACUUGUAAUGGAGCUUGUGAAGGGUGUGGUGGUGUUAGGUUUGUGCUUUGUUUCGUAUGUAAUGGUAGUCAUAAGAUCAUUGGUGAUGAUGGGAUGUCAAGUGAAUGCAUGAAGUGUAAUGAGAAUGGUUUGAUUGUUUGCCCUCUUUGCUGCUGAAAAAAAUUUGAUGUAUUGUAUUGUAACUGUGGUGCUAUCUUUCUCUUGAUUCUUAUUCUUCUCACUUAGUGGUAUUAUAUAUAUAAAUCAUUGUUUCUCCCAUUCCUUAAUUUGUUGUUUAUCACUGAACACUAAUGUAGAAUUGAUUGAUGAUAAAUGAUCAUCUUAUGUAUCAUGCAUGCUUGCUUUUCUUGAGCUUAAGCCUUCAUCUAAUUAAGGUUUGUUAGAUUAUAUAUGAUGGUGUUGAUUCAAGAUGAAAGUGGUGGUAGUUUGUAAUAGUUCACUCGAAGGAUGAAGAGUUGGAAGGAGAUAAUGGUAAUUGGAAAGGUGGUAAGGGGAGAGGAUUGGGGUGCAAGGAGAGGAAGAGAGAUAGAUCAAAGUAUUAGAGGAGAAAGAGAGAAUUCAAGACGAGAGUGUGUCCUGAUCUUUUUGUUUGAUGUUUAUAUGCUUAUAAGGGAGUGUCUUUGAUCAUUCCCAAAGUUCCAUGGGUUGUUCAUGUAUUGGUUCUAGACUUAUUGAUAUUUAAUUGAUCUAUUAAUGUCUUGUUGUUGAAAGUAUGAACUAUCAUGUUAAAAAAUAUAUAUAUAAAGCAGGGAUGGAAGA